Molecule: messenger RNA, 654 nt
Organism: Suillus bovinus
Lineage: Eukaryota; Fungi; Basidiomycota; Agaricomycetes; Boletales; Suillaceae
Exons: 1
Source: RefSeq, a predicted model, not a curated record
AUUUCAUUUAGGUUUAGCGACCUUCCAACUGAGCUUGCCCUCAUCAUCUUCGAGCAUGCUGCACGACCAACCUUUGCUCAAUAUGCCCCUUACACCAAAGACCCAUACUUAUCCGCCCUUUCACUAUGCAAGGUCUCCAAAAUUGUCAGGCGCACUGUACUGCCUGAACUUCUGCACACGGUAUUAUUGUUGGAAGCUUGCCACCUCCUUGCUUUCAUACGGGCUCUGCGUAUGCAGAAAAAAUACAUUGAUCAACAACAUGAAUUAGCUUUUGAUUACGCGUCUUGCAUCCACAGGGUGUCCAUCGGAGAGUUUUGGGGGGCUGUGCGAGACCCACUCGUUCCCUUCUAUCCCCCUGUCAUGGCUAAGCUUGACUGGGAGCUCGAUAUCAGUCUGCUAGCUCCAGUGAUCCUCGGUGUACCAUCCCUCGCAAUCAACUUUGACAGUCUAGAUAUUCUUUCAAAGUGCCUCAAAAAUGUAUACAACUCCAAUGUCGACUUGAAUAUUGACCACAGAAAUUAUCUGCGUCCUUGGAGCACGAAAAGUUUGACAUUAUUGGGUCACUGCAGUACUCCAUGGUGGUCCCUCGUGGAGUCUGCCCAUGGAUAUGCUUUCCUCGCUUCCAUCCAACACCUCACCGUACUCUUUCCCACA